Messenger RNA from Pungitius pungitius (ninespine stickleback), 1708 nucleotides. RefSeq names its product solute carrier family 35 member D2 (gene slc35d2). The transcript is spliced from 12 exons. Bases 514 to 1494 code for a protein of 326 amino acids. The record is from RefSeq and is a predicted model, not a curated record. Gene Ontology annotation, cellular component: Golgi apparatus. Lineage: Eukaryota; Metazoa; Chordata; Actinopteri; Perciformes; Gasterosteidae. Gene Ontology annotation, molecular function: UDP-N-acetylglucosamine transmembrane transporter activity; antiporter activity; UDP-glucuronate transmembrane transporter activity.
AAAGAGGAGACGGAAGAAGAGGGAGGAGGAAGUGAGGUUCGAAGUUAACGUAAAGUUGCUGCCACCUGGGUGCAGAAGCGGAGCGGUGUUUGUUGUUUUGGUAUUAUCGUGAUUUUUUUUAUUGGUGCACCAUAAACCCUCGGCUGCAAUAUAUAUCGCAUCUCCUGUACUUAGAUAUUAACUAAAUGAAAGAUAAAGCAUGCCUACUCAACCAAAAAAUCAACCAAAACCGGACAGACGUUUUUAAUUGCAGUCCAGACAACACGCCGGCACCACAGCUAAUAACUUAUUAGAAUAAAGUUUGCACAUGGACACUAGUGAGAAGAAAGAAAGAAGAAGAAGAAGACACUAGUGAGCAUCGAGGUUGAUAUCCGCUGUCAUGCAAACAUCUGUUUUUUUCCUUGUUUUUUUUUGGGUGGGACAACCAGGAAGUAGUGUAGCCCCCCGCGCAUGCGCCGUCUGUAGUAGUAGUAGUGAAACGUCUCCCGGCAGGUGUCUUCACAUCAUCUGACGAUGUCCUCCGACUCUGGUCCCGAAACCGCUCAGCACUCCGGGCUGCUGAAGUUUUACUCUGCCUUGUUUUACGCCGGGAGUUCGUUCGUCAUCACGGUGGUGAAUAAAACGGUGCUGACGAGCUUCAGAUUUCCCUCCUACAUGUGUCUUGCAAUCGGCCAGAUGCUCGCCACACUUGUUGUUCUUUAUGCUGCCAAAAUGAGCAAAAGAGUCCAGUUUCAAGACUUGGACCGAAGUAUUCCCUUUAAAAUUUUCCCACUUCCUUUGCUUUUUGUUGGGAACCAUAUAACAGGACUGGCAAGCACCAAAAAACUCAGUUUACCCAUGUUUACAGUACUUCGGAAAUUCACCAUUUUGAUGACUAUGAUAUUGGAAGUAUAUAUAUUAAGAAAAACCUUCCCAAAACGCCUUGUGUACAGUGUGGUGACCAUAGUCCUUGGUGCCCUGGUUGCUGCCAGCUCAGACCUGGCCUUUGAUCUGGAGGCUUACGCCUUCAUCCUGCUCAACGACGCCUUCACUGCGGCGGGCGGCGUGUACACCAAGAAGAAACUUGGCGCUGAGGGCCUUGGGAAGUAUGGUGUCUUAUUUUACAAUGCGCUAAUCAUUGUCAUACCCACUUUUUUGGCAAGUGCAUUAACUGGAGAUUUACACAAGGCCGUCACAUUUGAGGACUGGGUUGAGGGCACUUUUGUUUUUUGUUUCCUCAUGUCCUGCUUCAUGGGGUUUGUGCUGAUGUAUUCCAUAGUCCUGUGCAGCUACUAUAACUCGGCACUCACUACCACAGUAGUGGGGGCAAUAAAGAAUGUUGCAGUAGCGUACAUUGGCAUCUUUGUGGGUGGCGACUACCUGUUCUCUUGGACCAACUUCCUAGGCCUCAGCAUAUGCAUGUCAGGCGGGCUAAUGUACUCGUAUCUCACCUUUAUCGACAAACCGCCUGCAAGCAAGACAGAAGAAUCCCCACAGCUGAAGAUUGAGACGUAGGAGCUUCAACUGGGACGUCCUCUGCAAACUAAAUGGACGAUGUUUUGUCCCUCACCAUUCGGUGGCAUCGAUGCUCCACAUUGGAGCGUGGUGAUCGUUUUUUACACUUUUAUUUUUGAGACAGAUGAGACUGCACUUGUACAGCACUGCUGACCAUUCAAAGCGAUUUUAACGCUAAGUCAUCGUUUGCCAUGCGAGUUGCCGCCCGCAUCGG